UUCCUGCGGGGCUCCGGCUUCCUCCUAGCUCGUCGGAUGCAUGCUCGCGGCGGCCGGACCGGCUCGGCGGAGGGGCGGGCGGGCGGGGACGCGGGGCAGCGCCGGCGGGGGGGCCGGGGGCCCGGCGGCGGCGGCGGCGAGCGGGGGCCGCGCGGGCGGGCGUGUCUCAGCCCCGCCGCCCGCUCGUGUGUACAGUACGUGUGUCUGGGCGGCCGUCCGCGGGCGAGUGUGCGGCGGGGGCCGCGGGGGCCGGCUCAGUUGAGAGAUUGCAGAAGCCGCUCGGCGCCCGCGCGAUUGGUCCCCGCGGGGUCAUGUGCCCGCCCCUCUGACGUCAAUGGCGGCAACGGCGGCUGCCGCCGCGGCUUCGGCCUCUCGCAGGCGGAGUCCGCCGCCGGGCGGGGACGCGAGGGGCCGAGGCGCGGCUCGACGGGAGGGGGCGGCCCCCGGGGAGGGGGCUGGGGCGGGCGAGCCCUGGCAGGCCCGGGCCCGCCCCGCCCGGAACCUGGGGAGUGGGCGGGGGCCGCGGGGGCGGGGCGCGUGACGUCACGCCGAGCCGCGCCCCCGCCGGUGCCCAGGCCGGUGCUGAGCCGCGCGGCCCGCCGGCCCGACGGAUCUGAGAACGCGCCGCGGCCCCCGCAGCCCACCCUUACCCCCGCGGCCAGCCGGGAUCCGAAAUGUCAGCGCCCCGAAACCUGUCUACGCGGAUGGCGGAGGUGCGGCCAGGCCGGGACCGGGUCAUUCACCUCUGCAUCCCCAGGUCGUGCGCAGGGCUAUGAGAGAAUCAUAUUGGAAGCCCCUUUGGGGAAUGAGCUAUGGUGUCACUCGGGAACGCCAGCCGUGCAACAAAAAAACGUUCCCUUUCUGCCAUCAGGAGUGGCACCUAAAGCCACGCAGCAAGUGCUCUCCUCUGGGGUGGGGCUUUCUCACAUCCACGCACUUCUGCAGUUAAUACCAUUAAAACCCCCAGAUCUGUGCCUUUUUUGUUAAGUGAAGGUGUCUCUGUAGUGAACACACAAGUGUGUGAGCAUGCAUUGAAUUGCAUCAUGAGUGCUGAAGUUUGUCCACGGCAGCCCUACAGUGGGGACUGCCCCCUCCCCCUCUCUCCCAAGAACAGACAAGGUGAGGGCUCCCCAAAACACUCUCACCUGAGCCUGGCCAGGGCUGGGGCCAGGGUGGAAGGCAGGGCCCCCGCAUGUGUCCCUCACCAGAGAAGACGCAUCUCCAGCCUGCCCAGGAGAUGGGCAGAGCUGUUCUCUCCUCGUGAGCCCUGGGGAGGCACAGUUAGGCGGGAAAAUGGGGAAUUCACUGACUCCCCACAGCCUGCUGGCAAAUUCUGUUCUUGAAGUUCUGAACAUCAACGGCCUUGAGAAAACCAUCAAGCAAGGAGGAGUCAGGCAAGCCAGAGACCCCACCCGGUGACACAGAUGUGGAUGCCAGAGGUGGGGAUGGCGGAGGGUUGUGACUGAGACGCCCAGGCCACGCCGCCAAGGGGGUUAGGUCUGUUGUCCGAACCUUGAUUGAGCUCCUGCCGUUGCAGGAGUAAUUCCCAGCGUCCUAAGCACGCACGCAACUUUUCCUUCUCACAGCAACCCAUGACACAGGGUUGACCCAUCAGCAUCCCCUCCUGCAGGCGGAUUCUUAACCACUGUGCCACCAGGGGAGCCCCAGACAUUUUGCCAAGGCAUGCAAGGAGCCCAGCGGAUGCAGGGCAGAGGCCUCAGAGGUGAGCAGGGGCUGAGCGGGCAGUACCUUGAAAUGCAGGCCCAGGGACCAGACUCUGCCCUGAGAGCAGUGGGAAGCUACCACGUGGGGCAUGCAGGGAGUGACUUGUAGAUAUCACCUUCAUAAGGUCACUGGCCACAGCAUGACAUGGACAAGAUUUGCAGAGCAGCAGCCUGGAGGCAGGGAGGCUGGUGAGGAGGCUGUUGAGGGUACCCGGGAGGGAGGUGAUGGGGUCCAGCAGGAAAUCAUGGAGUGGGGAGGCUCGGUGGCAGACAAAGCAGCUGCUGUCCACUCGAGGGACAUCCGUGGACCCCAUUCAGGGGGCAAAACUUCAGCAGAACGAGAUUUACCAGGAUGCAGAGGAUCCCUGAUUUUAUCCAGACAUCCUCAACACUGCUUGACAUGGUGGUUGAUUUGUAAGCAUUAAACAGGAACAGCAUGAUAAAAUGACCAGCACCCAAGUGCCAGAAGGCAAAAAUUCUUAUCAUCCCCAUCUUAAGGGCGAGGAAGCUGAGUCUCAGAGAGGAUCAGACAACCACGGGGAUCCAGCCAAGAUUUGUACCCGAAAUUCUGACCUGAAAGUCCAUGUUUUUCCCGCUCCUCCUUUGUAAUGUUUUCCUGAGCAGGGACUCAGGAAGAAAAUGUUGAAUUUGAUCAAUGUCAUCUUUCAAUAAGAAUAUCUCUUGGUCUGAGGUUGAAGUCAGUGUUAUGGAGCCCCCAAGACACUGCCAGAAGCUCCUUGAGAACAGAAACCACGAGUUCCUGGUUGACAGCAGCACUCCGUGCCUGCACGCAAAUAGGCAGUGACUUUUGGUCAGACUCACCUACCCUCUGUUGCUUAGGAACGUGCAGGCAGUAGGUCGAGGUCAGUGAGCGUGUGAGGAGGUGGGACACAUUGAUAGCUGGUGAUACGCAGAGCCCCUCGCCUCCCACUGUCCCAGGUUCCUGACCUAAAAAUGAGUAAAUCCAGCUGUCAGAUUCCUUCAGAAGUCCCCUCCCUCCAGCCCCCCAGCCUCUGUAGGAGACACAAGCCCAUCAAGUUUCCACUGAUGGAUCACGUACCCAGGUCAUCCUUGGUGCCACAGGGACCCUGACUCUGCAAAGAACAGUGCAGGCCCCUUAGAGUUCACCCUCCUGGCAUCAAACUUGAGAGGGUUACGGAGCAGCAGGAAGGGCACGCAAGUUCACGAACCCUUCACUCUCCUCGGGCCCCCACUGGCCAGCGGACUCACAAAGGUCACCAGACAGAGCUGCCGCGUUCUGCAUUCUUUGCUGCAGUCCCAAAGAGCAACGUUCUGCUCUCACCUGCUCACUUGGGUCAGCACGUGGGAGACUCAGCACUACGGGCUUACCCCGGGCCAUACGGAUGGAGAAACUACUCCGCUCGAGGAGCCGGGGGAAUGCAGCGAGCAGGCAGGGAACUGCCCUCGUGAGCGCACAUCUCAACCCCGAGGUCCCUCAUGUCACCCCUGGAGCCAACUCAGAGGGGAAAGACAGACCUGUUACCCUGGCUGCCCACAAAGAGGUCUGAGGAAGUGGCCAAGUGCCUGGUGGGGAGGAGAGCAUCGGAGCUGACGGCCAGCCCUAGGAGAGGGCCACCUAAGCACCCGCUUCUAGCAGCCCUGCCCCUUCCGGCAGACGCCCACAGGUGGGUGUCCUCCUCGGACUGGCCUCCAGCGGAGAGCCUCAGCAGCCUUUGCCCAGCUCCCUCCUUGCCCCCGCCCCCAACUGUGAAGUGGUGCACAAACCCAACACACUGUACCCUGCAAGAGGGCAGGGUCCGUUCCAGUUCUGCACAUCAUCGUGUCCAGUGGUGUGCUGGUGAAUGUUUAACCAUCGGCUUGCGGGGGGCGGGGAAGCCCUGAUUUAUAGCAUUUGACAAUUCCCCAGUUGGAAAUAUUCCCACCAUGGCCGUUUUCAGGUUAUCAACAUGCAUCACUGAACGUGAAGUUGGGAAGAGACGCACCCCAUUGUAGAGUGCUUCUACCCUACAGACAGAACAUUCCAGGGGGCAGCAAACAGUGGCUGAGGGGCCAGACUCAGCUCAUGGCUUACAAAGCCUAAAAUAUUUACUACCUGGCCCUUUUACAGAAGAAGUUUGGCGACCCCUGAAAGAGACAUAAAUAACCUACAGAACGGAGAUACAAAAUGUAGUAUAAUAUGUAGUCAAAUAAUUAGGAAGUGGUGAGUUUUAUUACCUUUUUAAGAAUAUGAUUUAUUUAAUCGUAACUUUAUAUUAAUUCAAUCUUGUUUAAUGGCUGUUUGACAACCAGCUUGCAAAAUUCCUGAAAAAUUAACAAUCAGCUCUCAUGAGCCAGUAUAGGUCAGCUUGAGCAGGCCCCUGCCUGUUCUGGCCCAGAGAAGAUGCACGAUGGUUAUCCGCUGAAUGGUUGGAAAUCAAACUGCAACACCAACGUUCUAACCGCUAGGCAACCUUGCCCUGCUUCCUUCCUUCCUUCUUUCAUUCAGUUCCAUUAAACAUGUGUCUGUUAGCACCUACUGAGUGCCAAGGACUUUGUUGGGGACUACAGAUCCAGCUCACACAAGAUGCUGCCCUCAUGGGCUCAUAGUCGAGCGAGGGGAAUCAGACACCCCUCCUCCCCCAAUCACCACCCCCCCCUGCAAAAAAAAGUAUGCAAGGAAGAAAACAAACUCCUUGCCCUUUCCUUUACCAGCUGUGUGUAUCUUUGGUUGAUUUAUUAUAAAAUGGGACUGCAACAGUACCUUUUUCCAGAGUCAUAGGAAUUAAAUGAGAUAAUCAGUGUCGAGCUCACAGCCUGGCACUGGGUAAGCACUUAGAUUCUAAGUGUUGGCUAUUUUGUGUUGCCACUGUCAUUUUAGAACCCAUGUUUCCACGGCCCUGAUCGCAGGCCCUCCUCUAGAUCACUUCUCUAAACGUUUCCCAUCUGCCCAAAAACUGGGAUACAGAUACCCAAUACAGCAUCUUUGCAGGGUUUUCAACUUUGGCGCUAUUAACAUUUAGGGCUGGAUCAUUCUUGGCGGCAGACAGCUGUCCUGACGACUUCAGGGUGUUUAGCAGAAUCCUUGGCCUUAACCCACAGAUGCCAGGAGCAGCCACAAUUUGUGACAACCAAAAUGUCCCCAGACGUUACCCCGUGUCACCUGGGAGGCAAAAUCAGCCCCGAUUGAGAACCCCUGGUUUAAGGGAAGACGUUUUUCCCACCCUGUCAGCCGGUACAGGCUUCUCCCCAGCCAUCCUGUGGUUCCCAGUCUAGGGGAGAUUAUAUUGUCCACGUUCAUGCAACGGCACGUCCUUCCUCAGAUGCCACUUCCCAGGGGCCGGAGGAAACUCGCAGCCAGCUUUAUCAGACUGUCAAGGAACACGAGGACACACAGGAUGAAAUAAGGUGCAACCUGUUUUGAGUCGUGUUUUUGGAGCCCUUUAAUGGCAUGAAGCCAUGCCUGUAAUCAUAUGCCAAAAGCACCAAAAGCAAGACAACAGAAUUGUUUGUUCUUAAUUUCAUAGCUGCCCAUGGCACUGUUGCUUUUGGGGAGCGCUCCGGAAGCUCCAUCUGAAAACUCCGUCUCAAAAUUACAUCACCCAGGAGAGCAUUCCCGAACCUCAUUUUUAACAGGCAUGAGACACCAGCGUAAUGGAACACACACUCUGUACCGAUGGCAUUUAAUGUACUGAUCGAAUAAUAAAAUGUGCUUCUUCUCCUGGUAUAAGGAGAGGAGUCAUG
Balaenoptera musculus (blue whale) is the source of this 5426-nucleotide messenger RNA. RefSeq names its product collagen alpha-2(I) chain-like. The record is from RefSeq and is a predicted model, not a curated record. The coding region runs from base 37 to 987 and encodes 316 amino acids. NCBI's taxonomy places the organism in Eukaryota, Metazoa, Chordata, Mammalia, Artiodactyla, Balaenopteridae. The transcript has 4 exons.